CGCCCGCCGUUCAUUAGUGUAACGAGCCUGGAGCCCGCAGGUAUACAGGAGGAAACCGGACGCAGCUGCGCGCAGUUCUCGACCCUCGCGCGCGCGCAGACUCCCUCCUUUUGUCCUCGGACGCUCCCCGCCUGUUGCUCGGCUGCGUUGGAGGAGCAUGGCUGCUAUCAAAGCGUUGGAGCUGUGGUGUAAACUGCAGUGUGAGGGCUACAGAGAUGUGACCAUCACCAACAUGACGACCUCCUUCAGGAACGGACUGGCUUUCUGCGCGCUCAUCCACAAGUUCAGACCCGACCUGAUAGACUAUGACUCACUGAAAAAGGAGGAUGUGUUUGAGAACAACAGGCUGGCGUUUCAGGUUGCAGAGGAGAAGCUGGGCAUCCCAGCGUUGUUGGAUGCAGAAGACAUGGUAGCUUUAAGGAUCCCAGACAGGCUGAGCAUUCUGACGUACGUCUCCCAGUACUACAACUACUUCAAAGGAUGCACUCCAAUUGGAGGGGUAAAAAGGCCAGCAGAGGGCUCCAAGGAGGAGCCGUCGGAGAAGAAAAAUCUGCCAAUUCUUGCCAAAACUUUUACAUCUAAAAAGGACUCUGAGAAGUGUUUAGCUUUUACGGAUCAGACGUCAUCUAAAGUGGGAAGAGCUGCUGCUCAGAAGGUAGUUUUGUCUAACAGUCAUAACAAAAAUGGGACUCUAACCAGCAAAUGUGUGGAAUGUAAGAGUCACGUCCACCUGGUUCAGAGGCACUUUGUGGAAGGCAAGCUUUAUCACAGGAGCUGCUUCAAGUGCUGUGAGUGCGGCGGCGUGCUCCACGUAGGAGGCUACCAACCCGGGAAGAAUCCGGACAUGUUUGUCUGCAACGCCCACAAAGACGGCUCAAAACCGUCCGAAGAUGAGGGCAAAAACGGGUUUACUACCUCGCCGAAGACGAGCACGCCUUCCGUGUUAACGGCCCCGCUUCCCGCUGCGGCGAAACCCCUCAGUGCCGCCCCGCCCCCUUCGUCCUGGACGGCCUCGGCUCAGAAGACCCAGGCGGCCCGGCAGAGGUUUUUCCAGUCUCAACCAGAAACUUCUACAGAAGUGAGGAAACCCAUUGAGUCGUCAGAAAAGAGUGGAGCCAGGACAGCUGGACGCAAGCUGGCAGAGGAAAACCGCAACAAUAACAACAAACGUCCGUUCACCGUCCGAUCUGCAGAGACGCGGUUUAGUGAAGAACCAAAUUCUGCUGACCGAUGCAGCCAGAGAAGGGAUAAAUGUGGCCAAAGUUCAGCAGGAAAUGGAAGCGGAGAGCUUUCUAUUAACAGGAAAGAGAAGGAAGCUCCAGUUUUGAAGGUCAUCAACCAAGAUGACUUCAGGCCAACAGCUGUACACAAAUCCACCAAAGAUCUAAUCAGCCACGAGAGACGGACCCCAAGGCUCAAAACUGAAGAACGAUUAAGAGACACUCCGCCUGGAGCUGUUACUGAGCAGCAUGCACAUGAAUUCAUGUCCACGGCGCCCUGCCACGUCCCCAUUAGUGCAACAAGGCCUCCCUCGGCUCAAACACCUGCUGUACCUGCAGUUUGCUUUGCACUGGUUGGUCCUGCAGGCCUCAGGGAUGCCAGUCCCCAGAAACCAACACCUGCCUCUGAAAGCCUUGACUUUAAAUAUGGAAGCCACUUGGCUGUAAAAUCCUCUCUCAGACCUCCUGCAGAGCAAUCUAUUAACUCUUUGUCGACUGCUCCAUCCAAUUCUGGAAAUCCGUCAGCUGCUAAAAAGGGAAAGUAUUUGUCACCCACCAACGCCUUCAGGACUGAAAUGAGGUCACCCUCUGUGAAGUCUUAUCAUAUUCCAGUGGAGCAGAUUGAGAAGCAGCUGAUGGAAAUUGAGACAAAUUUGGCUCAUUUGGAGAAAGAAGGUGUUGAGCUGGAGAAGAAGCUGCGCAGGUGUGAAGAAGAGGGAGAGGGGGACAUACUGAUGGACCCGCUGAUGGUUGACUGGUUUAACCUCAUCCGAAAAAAGCAGAUGUACAUCAGGAAGGAGUCGGAGCUUGUAUAUAUAGCCAGGACUCAAGAACUGGAGGAGCAGCAGCCGAAUGUGGAGGGAGAACUGCGCAUGCUGCUGGAGAAACCAGAUCAUUUAAAGUCCAGAGAGGAGAAACGGAGGGAGAAGACACUGAUGCAGCGACUGAUGGAGAUCGUUGAUGGCAGAAAUGCGAUUGUGGAGGGUCUUGAUGAAGACAGACGGAGGGAAGUGGAAGAAGAUCUACAGUUGAAUAAGAUGAUGCAAAAUCUCGGAGUGAAGAAAACCAAAAGUAAGAGGAAGUCUUCCAUCUCCAAACUGUUCAGGCGACGAAGUAAAAGAAGAGUUGAAUAAAAAGUUUUGCUUUUAUUUAUUUUUUUUUAUAAACUGAAUUAAAUGUCUUUUACUAUAUUUCACUGUUAAAUGGUUUCUUAAAAAUGGUGACACACAAAUGUCAGUUUCUCAUAUAUAAAUGCAAUUUUAACAAUUUACCUUUUUGUUUUUUUCAGAUUUUAUUGUUAAAAAUCAAAUUUAUCGUUUAACACAAGCCUGUUUAAAAAAAAUAAAACGCACAGUAAAUGUUGGUGCUAAAUGCUGUGACUUUACAUGAAUAUUUCUGCAGGUUUUGAUCUAUAAAGGUGCAAUUUUUAUGAAACAAUUGGCACUUUUUUUAGAAACUGUAAUUUUGUUUGUCAGACCAAUUAAAAUAUUUGUAUUAUUUUGUUAAAAAUAUUGGAGUAGUUAUUCUUGCUUUGAAACAAAUCUAAUUUCAUUUUUCAAUAUUAGUUUUUUUUUUUACUAAAUGUAACAGUGAGUUAUGACCUGGAGCGUGAACUCUCAUCUUGAGGUGCUGCUCUUCUCACUUUGGCCUGUAGGGGGCAGCGUGGGUAUGUGCUUCCUCACUCAAAAACUUGGAAAUCCAAUUUGCCACAGUACAGACAGUUAAUUUCUUUGCUAAUUUCAUAAAUGCUGCCAAAAUGUUCAGCUGUGCUGAUGCAAUAAUGUUAUGUGAAAGAGGAUUAAGUUGAGCAGUAGCUUUAACUGGGGAGGGCUUAUAAACUAUAGGUUCUAUUGAGCUUUUUUAUCUGCAAACCUGGUUUAAUUAAACAUUACUUUUUUAUUAAUAUCUGCAUCAGAAUGGCUGCAUACCUGAGCUAUUAAAACGUGUGGAGUCGCUCAUGUGUGAAAAUGGGAUUUUUGUGUGGUGUUUGUGAGGGAAUGUUGCUGUAUUCUUUCACGCAACCUGUUUAUAAUCAUUUUAAAAGUUGAAAUCUGUUUUUCUAAUAAACCCUUCAAAGACUGCA
Oryzias melastigma (Indian medaka) is the source of this 3303-nucleotide messenger RNA. RefSeq names its product mical-like 2a (gene micall2a). The coding region runs from base 158 to 2353 and encodes 731 amino acids. Gene Ontology annotation, molecular function: protein binding. The transcript is spliced from 17 exons. NCBI's taxonomy places the organism in Eukaryota, Metazoa, Chordata, Actinopteri, Beloniformes, Adrianichthyidae. The record is from RefSeq and is a predicted model, not a curated record.